Messenger RNA from Cannabis sativa, 1325 nucleotides. RefSeq lists its product as uncharacterized. Lineage: Eukaryota; Viridiplantae; Streptophyta; Magnoliopsida; Rosales; Cannabaceae. Gene Ontology annotation, biological process: mitochondrial respiratory chain complex III assembly. Gene Ontology annotation, cellular component: mitochondrion. Bases 264 to 1142 code for a protein of 292 amino acids. The record is from RefSeq and is a predicted model, not a curated record. The transcript has 8 exons.
GAAAAUGCAUUCUCCCUAAUUCCAAGGGCUUGUUUGGGAGGAAAGCGAAACCAGCUUCUUCAAUUUCUUCGGUAAAAUAACUUGUUAAGCAUUUCCAACUAUGGGGCAACGCAUACUGCCACGCCCUACCACUCUUAGCCCUUAGAUUUCCUUUUAUAUAUCUUCUGAGGUUUAUCAUCCAUUUUAACCACAACUCACAUUGAACCUUGUUUACGCCUCAGUAUUGAAACCAGAGAAGCCUUUGUUUUCUAAGGUAUUUCACAAUGUUACAAAGAUGGAACAGGGCUUUUUCUCAUUUGUCAAGACUGGGAUCACAGUCACAGAAGAACUUGAAUCUUAGAAAUGAUUUCUAUGUCAUUUCACGUCAAAGUUAUAAGAAGGCUGCUGCAACUGCAACUGUGGCUCCUACUACUUCUGAUAACGUUGAAAUGAGAUUUCCAAGAAAUGAAACUGCGGUUAAUCUUGAUAAAAUGUUUUGGUCCAAGCCCUGCUCAUUGGCUUUGGAUCCCUCUUCCCCACUGAGAAUUGAAGAGCCAAAAUAUGAGGGCAUUAAGCAUGUUAUGCUCAAGCUGAUGCUGUUUUAUUCUAAACAAAGCAGAUCUAUUAGGGGGGCAAAUGCAGUUUACUCGCGGAUUACCUCCCAAGUUGAUGAACCUGCAAUUUAUGAAGUGUUCAACUUAGAGAAGACCUUUAAAACAACUUUUUCUUUACUCGUGCUUCACAUGUGGCUUUGCUUACGCCGCUUGAAAGAAGAGGGAAAAGAAGGUGUUGAAUUUGGGCAGUACUUAUAUGAGAUUUACAAUCAUGAUGUGGAGCUUAGAGUAUCUCAAGCUGGGGUUAACUUGCUAUUGACUAAAUGGAUGAAGGAUUUAGAGAGAAUAUUCUAUGGAAACAUCGUUGCUUAUGAUGCCGCCAUUGUUCCAGAAGCUAAACAAGAUGAGCUUCCAAAUGUCAUAUGGAGGAAUGUUUUCUCUGAUGAUGGUUCAUUAAAGCCAGAUGCUGCUGCAGCUCGGACAGUUCAGGCAAUGGCGAGGUAUGCUUCUCGAGAAGUUAGUUGUCUGUCAUUAACAGAUAAAGAUGCUAUGUUUUCUGGAAACUUUACAUUUACACCAUUGAAGAAUGUGAAGGCAAAACACGUUUAGCUAAGAUGAUGCAGAUUUAAUCUUUUCAAAGUUUAUGAUACAUAUUUGUUUAUUUUUUUUUCAAUUAAAUGAAUCAUUAUUACUUAAAAAGGAAAAUAGUUGAAUGUAAAAGCCCAUGUAUUGGUGUACUUCAAAAGAGAUGAUCCUUUUAUUUCAAAAGAAAAGAUGAUAUUUAUUUAGGCC